Messenger RNA from Mya arenaria, 3210 nucleotides. Its product is annotated as RNA-splicing ligase RtcB homolog. Gene Ontology annotation, molecular function: RNA ligase (ATP) activity. Bases 108 to 1628 code for a protein of 506 amino acids. The transcript is spliced from 14 exons. Gene Ontology annotation, biological process: tRNA splicing, via endonucleolytic cleavage and ligation. NCBI's taxonomy places the organism in Eukaryota, Metazoa, Mollusca, Bivalvia, Myida, Myidae. Gene Ontology annotation, cellular component: nucleus; tRNA-splicing ligase complex. The record is from RefSeq and is a predicted model, not a curated record.
AUAACACCGCCGGGCAGAAAAUCUGUGCAACUUUCUUUUUUUUCUGGUAUUUUUCCUAUAUAUUCAUUGCAGAUUGCACUCUUAUGGUAUCACAGUUAUAAUUAACAAUGGUGGUUAGAACUUACAAUGAUGAACUCAAGUACCUGGAGAAGGUUGGAACAAAUGCAUGGAGGAUUAAGAAGGGCUUUGUUGAAAAUAUGAAUGUGGAGGGUCUGUUCUAUGUAAAUGACUUCCUUGAGAAGUUAAUGUUCGAUGAGCUGAAGCAGUCCUGCCGCAGUGGAGGUUAUGGGGGCUUCCUACCUGGCAUGAAACAGAUCGGCAAUGUGGCUGCCCUGCCUGGAAUCGUUGGGAAAUCAAUAGGGCUGCCUGAUGUACACAGUGGUUAUGGAUUUGCUAUAGGCAACAUGGCAGCAUUUGACAUGUCUAACCCAAAAUCUGUGGUGUCCCCCGGUGGCGUUGGUUUCGACAUAAACUGUGGAGUCCGACUUCUCCGCACCAACCUAACAGAGAAAGAUGUUCUCCCCGUGAAAGAGGAGCUUGCACAGAGCUUGUUUGACCAUAUUCCAGUCGGUGUUGGAACCAAGGGAAUCAUUCCUAUGACUGCAAAGGAUCUAGAAGAAUGCCUUGAGAUGGGUAUGGAUUGGUCACUGAGAGAAGGCUACAGCUGGGCUGAGGACAAGGAACACUGUGAAGAGUAUGGCAGAAUGUUGCAGGCCGACCCCUCCAAGGUCAGCCCCAGAGCAAAGAAGAGGGGACUACCCCAGCUUGGAACUCUUGGUGCUGGAAACCACUAUGCGGAAAUCCAGGUUGUUGACGAAAUAUUUAACGAGUAUGCUGCCAAGAAGAUGGGGAUCGAGUUUAAGGGUCAGGUGUGCAUUAUGAUACACUGUGGCAGUCGGGGACUCGGGCAUCAAGUAGCCACAGACUCGUUGGUUGUCAUGGAGAAGGUGAUGAAACGAGACAACAUCCUCACAAACGACCGUCAACUGGCGUGUGCUCGCAUCCACUCCCAAGAGGGUCAGGACUACCUGAAGGGCAUGGCGUCUGCGGCCAACUAUGCCUGGGUCAACAGGUCCAGCAUGACCUUCCUUGCCAGACAGGCAUUUGCCAAGAUGUUUAACACGACCCCUGACGACCUUGACAUGCACGUGAUCUACGACGUAUCCCACAACAUAGCGAAGGUUGAAGAGCACUAUCUGGAUGGGAAACAGCAAACGUUGCUCGUGCAUAGAAAGGGUUCCACACGUGCGUUCCCCCCACACCACCCUCUCAUACCUGUGGACUACCAGUUGACUGGCCAGCCCGUGCUGAUUGGUGGCACUAUGGGCACUUGCAGCUACGUUCUCACUGGCACUGAGCAGGGUAUGCAGGAGACUUUUGGAACCACCUGUCACGGAGCGGGCAGAGCGAUGUCACGAGCGAAGUCCCGUCGUAACCUUGACUAUAUGGAGGUACUGAACUCCCUGGAAGAAAAGGGAAUCAGUAUACGGGUUGCCUCACCAAAGCUCGUCAUGGAGGAGGCCCCAGAGUCAUACAAGAAUGUUACAGACGUGGUUGACACUUGUCACGCGGCCGGUAUCAGCAAGAAGGCGAUCAAGCUUCGGCCCAUAGCUGUCAUCAAGGGCUGAAGCAGGGACAUUAUGGUGCAAUAUGGACUGUGAUUUUAGGGAUCUGGGGUUGUGAUUCUCUGUUUAGUAUACUGGACUUCUGGCUAAUAACCAGUGAUAGUUCAUCUCUGUUCAGUAUACUGAACUUGGGUUAUUAGCCAGUAUUAGUUUAUCUCUGUUCAGUAUACUGUCCUUUGGCUAUUUACCAGUGAUAUCUCAUCUGUGUUCAGUAUACUGGAAAUUGGUUAAUAACCAGUGAAAGUUCAUCUCUGUUCAGUAAACUGGUCUUUGGUUAUUAACCAGUGAUAGUUCAUCUCUGUUCAGUAUACUGAACUACUGGCUAUUAACUAGUAAUAGACAGAAAGAUCAUGACAAAUUUGGUAUUACAUGUAUGUGGGUUUACGAUUAUGGGUACUUUACUUUUUAUGUAUGCUUUACUUAUAUGACCUUUAAAGAUUGUACAUGCAAUCAUGAUAAGAAUGAAGACUACAUGUGUAUACAUGGCCUCAUUUAAGCUGUCCGACUAUAGUUGGCAGUGUAUUGUGCACACAUAUACAGCCGUUGAUGAAACCCUUAUAUGCUUACAAGUAGCAUAUGCGUACAAAUAGCAUUAUAAAGAGUUGAGUUCAUGUACAUAUUGUUUUGUUUAUAUCUAUAGAAUUUCCCUUCUCAAAAAAAGUGUCUUAAAUAAUGCGCAUUUAAUAUGAAUUUAACUCAGAAUUAAAUGCAGCGGUAUUGGCAACUUGUUUUAAUCUUAAAUUGUUACCAAGUUAAUUUAAACUAGAAAAAAAUGCACUUUUUGUGUCUGUAGCACAUUUAUUUUGAACUCAAAUUGUAUUUGUUUUGGGCUUAAAGCGCAUUAGUGCACUUUUUCUGCGUUAAAAGCACAUUUUUCUGCAUUUUAAGUGCAUUUUGGUUAAAAAAGCGUUUUUUGAGAAAGGUUAUUUAUUCUCAUCCAUGUGGCCAGUUUGUUAUAUAACUAAAGGCCUUAAUAUCACAAAAAUCUCAUCUGACCUUACCUCAUAAAGCAUAGUAUGAUCUUGAUAUUUUACUUUUUAAAGCAACACAUUUUCUUAUUGAUUGUGUUGAUAAAAAACAUUUGUCAAUAUUUCAAGCAAAAAAAACAUAUUCAAGUAAUUGCUAAAAAAAAGUUCAAAUCGAUUAUUUUUCUGGUGUAGACUAUUUUUUGGAAUCUUGUCCAAAUGUUUCAAUUAGCAUAUUCGAUGAGAGAAUACACUUUUAAAAAGAGUAAAGACAUAUACGAUUUUGAAUAACCUUGGAUGUUUUGCAGUGAAAUGAGUUGGGAUUGAAAUUUGAAUCUUGACCAAAUGUUUUAAUUAUCAAAUAUGUUGAGAGAAUAAGCGUUUACAGAGAGUAAAGACAUAUACAAUUUUGAAAAACUUUGGAUGUUAUGUGGUUAAAUGAGACUGGAUUGAACUGAGAUUUGAUUGAAGUCUUUUUGUGAUAUUCGGGUCUGGUAUGCAUUUGGUUUUCUCUCAUAAAUCUGCAUGCAUAUUAUAAUAUUGUCGGAAAUGAAUUUAUUGACAUUUCUGCUGUUAAGACUGUUUACAAUUUAUUUGAAUAAACCAAGAAGUGCUUCCUA